Paramuricea clavata is the source of this 612-nucleotide messenger RNA. The record is from the annotation of a GenBank genome assembly. Lineage: Eukaryota; Metazoa; Cnidaria; Anthozoa; Malacalcyonacea; Plexauridae.
AUGGAAAAUAACGCUGUCGAAAGCGAUUUUGGUCAGGCGCUCGGUGAAAGACAAACUCGUCGUGUUUAUCUGAUCACUUAUUCCCAGGCAGAUUUGGGGAAAAUAGCAAAUUGCCAGGCGUUUGCUGAUUGUAUUCUUGAGGCAUUUUCACAAUCACAAGGAAAUCAAAAGGAUAAUACGAACCAUCCAGAACACUGGUCAUGCUGCAUGGAGGAACAUAGAGAUGGGGGAAAGCAUUACCACUUGGCUAUCAAACUAAGUGCACCAAGGCGGUGGAAAGCCGUGAAAAAUUAUGUAAGCAAAAAGCAUGGAAUUGCCUUGCAUUUUCCGACCAAUCAUGUGGUUACCAUGUCGCCUACAAAUACGUCUGCAAGAACAAGUCAUUCACCGACGUAUUACACAGCCCUGGCCACCCAAAUUUACAAGAAAUUGGCUCACCAAAAACCAAACGUGCUUUCACACAGUUUUCUGAUAACGCGAAGAAAAGGAGAAUCUCAGCACCAACUAACAAUGAGAAAAUUAAGGAAAACCUACCAAGUUCUUCGAAACCCAAGAAGUUAUCCAACAUCGAUGUUUCUGAAUUUAUUGUCGCAAAUGAUAUUAGAAGCGAUA